ACCUUGUCUUAUGUAAAUCUAUAUAUAGAGAACACUAUCUUUAAUAACCUCUUGAAUUUUGACACUUAUUUUAGAAGUGGAUUGGGGAUAAUGACGAUUCUGGCACAUAUUUUUGCAGUGUUGUUACUGGUAUCACUAUGUGCAGGUGAAUGUCAUGACAUAGAUACAAAGGCGUGUGAGUUGAUGCAACAACAAAACCCUAAUCUUUGCAAAGACCCAUCAUUGUCUUCAGCUGCAUGCCCAAGAUUUUGCAAGCUGUGUCCCCUUGUGUGUCAUCACUGUGAGGCAUCUGUUCUGAAUUUUACCGACUGUAGCACAUCAAAGACUUGUCAAGUAGGAGAGCAAUGUAUGCUACAUCAACUGACUUCCUCAAAGGACGGUCAUCAUGAAUACCGGAUGAACUGCGCAAGCUUGGAGAUGUGCGAUGGAACCGGUUUGAUGCCAUUUGGUAGACGUGACAUUCAAACACAUUGCUGUUCAGAGGACAUGUGUAACUUCCCCACUACUAUACCAACAACUAUACCAACAACUAUACCAACAACUUCAUCGCCACCAGUAUGCAACCGUAACAUAGAAAUACUCAUACAAGAUUCUCAGGAUAAAACAGCGUCGCAAUACAACAUCCAAUUUGUGAAAGAUUUAGCUUCACACCUUGUUAUUGGACCAACUAACAAUCUUGUUGGAUUAGCAAUACUGGAUUACAGUGUACAUAGACGUUUACAUAUUGAUUCUCAUCAGAGUCUCUCCGAACUUAUGCAAGCCUUAGAUAGACUUCCGUUUCACCAAGAUGUCAGUACCGUGACCGUCAGUGAUGUCUCCCAUUAUUUAACCAGGGAACUUGAUCACCUACACCUUGAUGGGAGAGCAUCCUACAAAAACUCGGUUGUCAUUAUAGCUGAUCACACCGCAUCGCCUGAGGCACACCAUCACCUUCCUCCUCACAUUGAUGGACAUACUGGACAUACACAGUUGUCGUCCGUGACGGUUAUCAAUGUAGGUGGUGCCAGUCCUGCAGGAUUAUCACAAUUGGCCACCGACUCCAAUCAUGUCAUUAACGUUAAUGACUAUGCAUCACUUAGAAACAGUUUGUCGAAGGUUCUUCAACUGAUUUGUUCUUAAAUGUAUGGCUUAUGAAUAAAAGUUAAAUUUAAAUUA
This is a messenger RNA of Ruditapes philippinarum (Manila clam), 1155 nucleotides long. RefSeq lists its product as uncharacterized. Lineage: Eukaryota; Metazoa; Mollusca; Bivalvia; Venerida; Veneridae. The record is from RefSeq and is a predicted model, not a curated record. The coding region runs from base 91 to 1119 and encodes 342 amino acids. The transcript is spliced from 6 exons.